AGGACUGCUCUACCCAGAGUGUGCCAGACCCCUCUGAAGUGUCAUUCCUCCCCAGUAUCUCCGGAAAGUACCCUCAAAAUGGCACCCAAGAAGAAGGAAGAACCCCCCAAACCAGCAGCCCCCAAGGCCCCUGAGCCUGAGCCUGUCAAGAUUCCAGAGUUUGAUCCCAAAGAAAUCCAGCUAGAGUUUACUCCUGAGCAGAUUGAGGACUUCAAGGAUGCCUUCCAGCUGUUUGACAGAACGCCAACCAAUGAGAUGAAAAUCACGUACGGACAGUGUGGUGAUUUGAUCAGGGCUCUGGGUCAAAACCCCACCAACACUGAAGUAAUGUACGUCCUUGGGAAACCCAAACCUGAGGACAUGCAGACCAAGAUGCUGGACUUUGACCAAUUCCUGCCAAUGCACCAACACAUCUGCAAGGCUAAGGACCGCGGGACGUUUGAGGACUUUGUUGAGGGUCUGAGGGUGUUUGACAAAGAGGGUAACGGCACAGUCAUGGGCGCUGAGCUCAGACACGUCCUGGCAACGCUGGGGGAGAAGAUGAAGGAGGAUGAGGUGGAGCAGCUUAUGCAAAACCAGGAGGACUCCAACGGCUGCAUAAACUAUGAAGCUUUCGUAAAAUACAUCAUGGCAUCUUAAAGAGAAAAACAAGAUGCUGGAAUUUUGAAGACCGACUGCUUAUUUGUUUGUGUAAACUCCAACCCAUGUCUCUGUUGCCAUGUGUCCCGGAUUCCGUCAAUAUAAAAUAACUUUUCACUCUG
Molecule: messenger RNA, 761 nt
Organism: Osmerus eperlanus (European smelt)
Lineage: Eukaryota; Metazoa; Chordata; Actinopteri; Osmeriformes; Osmeridae
Gene: myl13
Product: myosin, light chain 13
Exons: 7
Coding region: 79-639 (186 amino acids)
Cellular component (GO): myosin II complex
Molecular function (GO): calcium ion binding
Source: RefSeq, a predicted model, not a curated record